CUCUCUUUUCUCUCUCUCUGUAGGACUCUGUUUCUCUCUUUCCUUCAUUCUACCUCCGUGGUACCCUUUUCUUUUUGCUUUAUCUUUUGAGUAUCUGUAAAUUUACAACAAAAAUCUUCUCUUUUUUUGUUCCCCCCCUUUUCUUCCUCUUUUCGCCUCGGGUUCUGCUUUGUGUAUGAUUCUGUAUCGUGGUAUAAGAGGGAGGGAGGGAGGAGUGUGUUGGGUUCUGAAGUGAGAGUUCCUGAUAAUGGAGAAGGAGAAGAAGCUGAGUUUUGUGAGAAAUGGUGAGCUUAGAUUACCACCUGGGUUUCGAUUUCACCCAACAGACGAAGAACUUGUGGUCCAAUACUUGAAGCGCAAGGUCUUGUCUUAUCCUUUGCCUGCCUCAAUCAUCCCUGAGGUUCAUGUCUGCAAAUCAGACCCUUGGGACUUGCCAGGUGAUAUGGAACAGGAGAGAUAUUUCUUCAGUACCAGAGAAGCUAAAUACUCUAAUGGAAGCCGAUCCAACAGAGCUACACAUUCUGGGUAUUGGAAAGCCACUGGUUUGGACAAGCAAAUUCUGACUUCAAAGGGAAAUCAAGUCGUGGGCAUGAAGAAGACUCUGGUUUUCUACAGAGGCAAGCCUCCUCAUGGGUCUAGAACCGACUGGAUCAUGCAUGAAUAUCGCCUUCACAAUAUACAGAGCUCGGCGGUGGGGAUGCAGAACUGGGUACUUUGUCGCAUAUUCUUGAAGAGAAGAAGCACGAAUGUGAAGAGUGAAGAACAGAGUAGUUUCAGAGUGAGGAGGGAUAUGAACAGAUCAAGGCCUGUGUUUUAUGACUUCUUAGCACAGAACGAGAAUGCGACUACUGAUUUGAAUCGUACACCUACGUCGUCCACGUCAAGCAUCAGCGGAAUCACACAUCUCUCUUCUCAUGAAUCUGAUGAGCGUGAGGAAAGCAGUAGUUGCAACAGCUUGCCGUCUCUUGCAAGAAACCCGUGACAACCUUUAAUUCCUCCUUCUCUCUCUUCCUUACUUUGUCCUCAUUCCUAGUUAUUGUAUCUUGUACUUUUCGAUGCUCUUUUUUCUAGGUUAUUAUUAUUAGUAUAAUUAUUCAGAAGCGGAUACCGGGAUUACCCUCUGUUUCCUCUAAUCUCGAUAAGAGUAAUGAAUGGUACUGUUCAGUUGCGUAAUCCCAAUUUCUUGCUUCAUCCAACAACGACUCUUCCCCGCUGUAAUUUCAAUCGAAGCAUGGUGUAGAUUAACCUUGUACUA
Neltuma alba is the source of this 1255-nucleotide messenger RNA. RefSeq names its product NAC domain-containing protein 83. NCBI's taxonomy places the organism in Eukaryota, Viridiplantae, Streptophyta, Magnoliopsida, Fabales, Fabaceae. The coding region runs from base 248 to 982 and encodes 244 amino acids. The transcript is spliced from 3 exons. Gene Ontology annotation, molecular function: DNA binding. Gene Ontology annotation, biological process: regulation of DNA-templated transcription. The record is from RefSeq and is a predicted model, not a curated record.